AUGGACCAACAAAAAAACCGCAAGCCCCGGUACAAGCAACAAAACAAGCGCGCAAGCGGGCCAGCGAGCGAUCAAGUGCAAGCACAACAAGCAAGCAUGCAACGCACGGGCAGAUCAACGUGUUACUGCUGUGGAGAAAAUGGGCAUGAGACAAAAUCAUGCAAGUAUCGAGACAAGAGUUGCAAUUUCUGCCACAACAAGGGUCACCUGGAACGAGCCUGCAUAAAGAAGAAGAAGCUGUCGAACAAAUUUUUGCAGGAAGAGCACAGCGACACGAAGGACGAGAGCAACAGUGAAGGCAGCCGAGAAAGCAGCACAUCCAGAAGCAACAACUACCUCGAUUUUUUCAACAUGGACUUCAAGAUGAAUGUACACCACAGCGACGCAACCAGGGCGGACCCAAUGUUUCUCGAUGUAAAGAUUAACGGUCAAUUAAUCAAAAUGGAAUUUGACUUAGUAUUGAAGGGAAACAAAGUCCCAUUAAUAGGAAGACAAUGGCUCUCAGCGUUUGGGCUGUGGCCAUUAAAGUCACUCAGCAGUUCAGACAUUGCGUUAAAUAACAAACAGGCGAUACAUAAGUUGCAGACGAACGACGUACGCGACAAACUAUUAACUGAAUUCGAAGUAUUAUUCAGCAAUACGCCAGGCGUAUACAACAAGCGUAGCGUUCAAAUCCAUGUAAAUCCAAACACCAAACCAGUCGCGCUCGGAGCAAGGCAUGUACCGUACGCGUUAAAGCCAAAAAUCGAGCAGGAACUGGAACGGUUAGUCAAGUUAGGCCAUCUGGAAAAGGUAGAGUCGAGCGAAUGGGCAACCCCCAUUGUAGCGGUACUAAAGGGUAACGAUCAGGUGAGAAUUUGUGGAGAUUUUAAGGUUACAUUGAACCCGCAUCUGAAGGUAACUAAACGUCCUUUUCCGCGAAUCGACGACAUCUUUGCAGUAAUGCGGAGCGGCUCAACAUUUUCUCAGCUGGAUCUCCCACACGCAUACAUGCAAGAACCAAUUGACGUAGAGUCUCGGAAAUAUCUCACAAUCGCGACGCAUGCCGGCCUGUUUCGAUACACAAAAAUGAUGGAAGGUACAGCCCUUGCUCCAGGCGAGUUUGUACAAAUCAUGGAGGAAUGUUUACAAGGAAUCCCUAAUACUAUCGCGUACAUGGAUAACAUUUACGUAACGGGCAAAACGACUGAGGAACAUUUUGAAAAUUUGAGACUUGUUUGCCACAGGCUAACGGAGCGCGGAUUAAGACUAAACCAAGAUAAAUGCGAUUUCAUGAAAGAGCGCAUAGAUAUUCUGGGAUUUGUGAUAGACAAAGACGGCCUGCACAAAUCCAAAACGAAGGUUAAAGCGAUGUACGAAGCGCCGCGGCCGGAAAACACUAAACAGCUGGUCUCAUUCCUUGGGCUAAUCAACUUCUACGCGAGAUUUUUGAAAAACAGAUCAGAUAAGUUACGACCGCUUUUUGAUUGCGCAAACAAAGAAGUUUUCGAAUGGACCAAGGAGUGCGAGAAGGCUUUUUAG
Temnothorax curvispinosus is the source of this 1521-nucleotide messenger RNA. RefSeq lists its product as uncharacterized. NCBI's taxonomy places the organism in Eukaryota, Metazoa, Arthropoda, Insecta, Hymenoptera, Formicidae. The transcript has 2 exons. The coding region runs from base 1 to 1521 and encodes 506 amino acids. Gene Ontology annotation, molecular function: nucleic acid binding; zinc ion binding. The record is from RefSeq and is a predicted model, not a curated record.